AGGUAAAUUCCCUCUCUCUUUCUGCUGGCAAAAAAAUAUAAAAAAGGAUGUACACUAGGACUCCGCUACUUUAUUGGAGUUUGACACGCCUAGUGCGAAAGCCAUCACAACCACACUUUCUCCGUCUUCCUACCGUUGCCAUAACCACAAUGCCACCAAAGAGAAAGAAUUCUAAUGCACCCGUCAAGCCUGCAAAAAAGAAGAAAACUUGGGAACCUUUUGAUCCCACGCUUCCUAGAAACGUAACGCUUCCUGAGGACAUGACAUUUCCAAAAGCACCCGAAGGAUCGAUCAAGCUGGCAUCGUUCAAUGUCGGCGGUUUGAACAGCAGUAUCAAAAAAGGCUUUAAAAAUUACGUUGCAGCCGAGAAUGCGGAUAUUAUCUUCUUACAAGAAACAAAGGUGAAUCAGCCUGUGUCAACUGCUGUCGACGACAAGGUCUAUAAGUAUCGUUAUUGGGCCUUUGAUGAUAAAAAGGGUUAUUCUGGCGUGGCUGUGUUCUCCAAGUAUAAGCCAGAAAAGGUGGAAAGAGGCUUGCCAGACUAUGAUGAAGGCUCGCGUGGACGCGUUAUUACCUUGUAUUUCCCAGCUUUCACGCUAGUUGCUUGCUAUGUUCCUAACUCUGGUGACAAACUCAAAAAUCUUGAGCGACGUAAAGUAUUUAAUCAACACAUGGAAAAAUUCUUGCGCUCCCUUCAAAAAGAAGGGCGUGCUGUGAUCUGGGCUGGUGAUUUGAACGUGGCACAUACGCGUAAAGAUAUUGCACGGCCUGAUACCAAUACAAGAUCCGCAGGAUUUACAGUGGAAGAGCGUGCAGACUUUGACAGAGUACUUGCUACAUCUACGGACGGAAACGAUUUGCCCGGGUUGAUCGACACUUGGCGCCAUUUUCAUCCUGAAACAGAAGGGCAUUAUACUUAUUACUCGUAUCGAUUCCAGUGCCGCAGCAAGUUGAUCGGUUGGCGACUGGAUUAUUUUGUGGUGACCCCUGAUCUUAUGGACAAAGUCGUUGAAAGUGAGAUCCGUCAAAUAGCAUAUGGAGCUAGUGAUCAUGUCCCUCUCGUACUUGUAUUAAAGGAUGUAGAUAUGGGUAAUGCAGCGAAUGCAAGCAGCCCAGAAGAAGACAAUGAUAGCAAUGAUACUAGUGAAACUAGCGAUGCAACGUAGAGAAAUAAAGUAAUAUUGAUGGUGACAAUGGAUGACACGUAUUCAAAAGAAAUGAAAUGGAUGCUAUGUAAAUAUGAAUAGUGGGGGAUUGGUUUGCUAAUAGUAUAUG
Zychaea mexicana is the source of this 1275-nucleotide messenger RNA. Its product is annotated as Endonuclease/exonuclease/phosphatase. Gene Ontology annotation, molecular function: double-stranded DNA 3'-5' DNA exonuclease activity; DNA binding; DNA-(apurinic or apyrimidinic site) endonuclease activity. The transcript has 4 exons. Gene Ontology annotation, biological process: base-excision repair. Gene Ontology annotation, cellular component: nucleus. Bases 48 to 1166 code for a protein of 372 amino acids. Lineage: Eukaryota; Fungi; Mucoromycota; Mucoromycetes; Mucorales; Lichtheimiaceae. The record is from RefSeq and is a predicted model, not a curated record.